AUGGGAUCCAACGCCAACGAGCCCAUGUCGGCGUGCGCGCGUCUGCGGCAGAUGCUCGCGCAGCCGGACCACAUUGUGACGGCGGUGGGUGUCUACGACGGCAUCUCGGCGCGGCUGGCGCUGAACGAGGGCUUCCGGUGCCUGUACAUGACGGGCGCGGGCACGGCGGCGUCGGUGCUCGGCAUGCCGGACCUCGGCAUCACCAACAUGACGGACAUGGCGACCAACGCCGGCAUGAUUGCGGGCCUCGACCCGACGGUGCCCGUCAUUGCCGACGCCGACACGGGCUUUGGCGAGUCGCUGGCGGUGGCGCGCACGGUGCGCGCGUACAUGGCGGCGGGCGUGGCCGCGAUGCACCUCGAGGACCAGCCGCUCAACAAGCGCUGCGGCCACCUGGGCAGCAAGGAGCUCGUGGACGAGGACGUGUACCUGCGGCGGCUGCGCGCGGCUGCGGCCACGCGCGACGCCCUGCGCGCCCAGACGGGCCAGGACAUGAUCAUCAUAGCGCGCACGGACAGCCUGCAGGCGCUGGGCUACGAGGCGGCGGUGGCGCGGCUGCGGCGGGCGGGUGAGGCCGGCGCCGAGGUGGCGUUCCUCGAGGGCAUCGUGACGAAGGAGCAGCUCGCGCGCGUCUGCGGCGACCUCCGCGACACGGGCAUGCCGGUGCUGCUCAACAUGGUGUCCGGCGGCGUGACGCCCGAGGUCAGCGUGGACGAGGCGCGCCAGCUGGGCUUCCGCAUCAUCAUCUACCCGUCGGCGGUGUUGAGCGUCGUGAUGGAGGCGGCGCAGGCGCAGCUCAAGUACCUCAAGGAGACGGGGCGGCAGCGGAUCCCCGAGUCGCGCAAGCACCAGGGCCCCAAGGUGCUGUUCCAGGCCAUGGGCAUGGACGAGCGGGUGGAGUUUGACCGCAAGGUGGGCGGGCAGUCGUACUCGACGGCCAUUUAG
Messenger RNA from Sporothrix schenckii 1099-18, 945 nucleotides. Its product is annotated as methylisocitrate lyase. Gene Ontology annotation, molecular function: catalytic activity. The record is from RefSeq and is a predicted model, not a curated record. The transcript has a single exon. Bases 1 to 945 code for a protein of 314 amino acids. NCBI's taxonomy places the organism in Eukaryota, Fungi, Ascomycota, Sordariomycetes, Ophiostomatales, Ophiostomataceae.